CUCCGACCUGCACAACAUCAAACCUCAUCUUCACUCCGAUUGCUGAAAAGGGGUGUGUGUUGCUUGAUUCAGGCUGUUGCUCCCCUCAUCAAAACACCCUCCAGCUCUCCUGAACCAGUGGGUCGUAUACCACACCAGCCACACGUCCACAGCCCCCUCGGAUGCCCAAAGCCAACUGGAUAAUCUGUACCCAUCCAGCAUCUCUUAGGCCCAAAGGGAAAAGCACUAUGGUGGCUGUUGCUACCUCUUCUAUACUAGAUUAAUCCCCCACCCGAUACCCCUUUCCCGCUAGACACCCAACAAUGGCUGCUAAUUACUGGGCAUCAACUCAACGCCGACACUGGCUCUUCACGAGAGAGAAGUUGGCGGAGAUUCGGGAGAACUUUAGAGAGCGUGAUAUGGUCGCUCAUAGUCAGUUUCCUUUGCCGGAUCAAAGGUUGCUGAACAUCUAUUUCAGUCAACAACUCAUUAAACUGGGGAAACGGAUGUCUACUCGACAACAAGCACUUGCGACAGCGCAAGUCUAUGUCAAGAGGUUCUACACCAAGAACGAGAUUAGACAUACAAACCCGUAUCUUGUCGUCACUACUGCCUUCUAUCUGGCUUGUAAAAUGGAAGAAUGCCCUCAACAUAUUCGAUUUGUCGUUGGAGAGGCUAGAGGUCUCUGGCCAGAGUUUAUUGCCCCAGAUGUUUCAAAACUAGGAGAGUGCGAGUUCUCUCUGAUAUCGGAGAUGAACUCUCAGCUUAUUGUGCACCACCCAUAUCGAACAUUAUCCGAACUUCAACCCGAGCUGUCACUUACGUCAGAUGAAGUUGCUCUCGCGUGGUCUGUAAUCAAUGACCACUAUCUCACCGACCUGCCGCUCUUAUAUCCGCCUCACGUCAUCGCUGUCAUGGCGAUUAUCGUCGCCGUGGUCUUCAAGCCCAGCCAAACGAGCUUUCACGGGUCAGCAGCACCACUAGCCAGCGCAAUGCGCGAUGGCGGCAUGAACAUUCUGGCCGCAUUGGGAGAGAAGGGCGGCAACGGCCCUCCUCCCCGCAUUCAGCGACUUAUAGGAUGGCUUGCCGAGAGCGAGGUGGACAUCAAAGCCGUCAUAGAGUGUACUCAAGAGUUGGUGUCGCUGUACGAGGUGUGGGAGCAAUAUAGCGAGAAGCAUUGCAAAGAGCUUCUGGGACGGAUGGUGAAGAGCAAGAACCUGGACAAAUAAACAUACAUUUCUCAUGCACAUACAUAGGGUUUUCAAGCGGCGUUCAAGGGGGUCAGUCAUGUCAUUACGAAAGCAUGUCAUGCGCGAGCGAUACUGAUUUUCAGAUCCAUAUUUCGGGUUUCGGCUGGUUGCAGAUUGUUUCAAGUCAGUUGCAUUAUCGCAUAGUCCAAGUGGAUGCCAUGGAGAAUAUAUUGAGGUACUAUAGAUAUAUCAUAGCGAACAAAGAGAUUUCAGAGACACAAACGCCCGUCCUCCCUCCGGACCAGACUGAAUAUCCCGCAUGUCGGUAACCGCCUUCAACAGCUACACAUGACGCACAGUA
Aspergillus vadensis CBS 113365 is the source of this 1530-nucleotide messenger RNA. RefSeq names its product cyclin-dependent protein serine/threonine kinase regulator SSN8 (gene ssn8). Gene Ontology annotation, biological process: positive regulation of transcription by RNA polymerase II. Gene Ontology annotation, molecular function: cyclin-dependent protein serine/threonine kinase regulator activity. NCBI's taxonomy places the organism in Eukaryota, Fungi, Ascomycota, Eurotiomycetes, Eurotiales, Aspergillaceae. Gene Ontology annotation, cellular component: nucleus; mediator complex. The record is from RefSeq and is a predicted model, not a curated record. The coding region runs from base 303 to 1208 and encodes 301 amino acids. The transcript has 3 exons.